UCCGCCCUCACAUAUCCUCGAUGCUCAGAGCUGCUCGUCUAGCAAGCCAAUCCUCCAGGCGCUCCUUCGCCACGGUCGUCGACGCCGCCGGCGGUGUCAAGGUCGCCACUGUCGACAAUGGCCAGCCAAUUUCCACCGUGACCGUCCUGCUGAAGGCCGGUAGUCGGUACGAGCAGAAGCCUGGUCUCGCCCAUGUCCUUUCCAACUUCGCGUUCAAGAGCACCGGGAAGCGCUCGGCGUUGGGCACCGUUCGCGAGGCCGAAUUGCGCGGCGGUCUCCUCUCCUCCACCCUCUCCCGCGAACACUUGGCUUUGACGGCAGAGUUCCUCCGAGGCGAUGAGUCGUUCUUCGUUGAUGUCCUCGCCGACUACAUUGCAGGUGCAAAAUUCACCCGUCACGAACUCACCGAAUACGUUCUACCCGCUGUUCUUGCCGAGUCCGCCGCCGUAUCUCACUCGAAUUCGACACGUGCUCUUGAGCUCGCCCACGCCUUUGCCUUCCGUUCCGGUCUGGGCCACUCGCUCUACGCCGACGAACACUCUGUUGGGAGCAUCACCGCUGAGGACGUCAAGGCUUUCCACGCCCAAUCACUCUCAUCUCUGGCAGUUCUUGGAACCGGCAUCUCAUCCGACGCCCUUACAUCGCUGUUCGAGAAGGGCUUCAAGAAGGCCGGUAUCUCCCCAUCUACAGCAGAUGCCUCGGCCAGCAAGUCUUCGUAUUACGGUGGCUCGACGAGAGUUACGGCCGGCCACGGCCCUCAAACUGUGUUCAUCGGUUUCGGAACUUCGGGAACCGCAUCACUGCCCGCUCUCUAUGCCCUCAACGCCCACAUCUCUCCCGCUCCAUCCGUGAAAUGGACGACCGGAACCUCCACACUUUCCGCCUCCAUCCCUGCCGGCGUUCACGCAAGCACUGUCAUCCUGCCAUACUCUGACGCUACCCUCUUCGGUGUCCUCCUCGAGGGCUACGACGCUAAGGCCGUUUCAGCGGCCUCGAAGGCUGCCGUCGACGCGUUCAAGUCGACGGCGAGCAAGGUCAGCGCUGAGGAUGCCACCAAGGCCGUGGCGAAGGCCAAAUUCACGAUCGCUGGUGGUGUGGAGAAGAGGGAAGGAUUCGUCAGCCUCCUUGGGCCCAAGGUCCUCUCCGGCGAACAGGCUGGUCUGGACAGCACUGUUAAGGCCGUUGAGGCUGUGGACGCCGCUGCUAUCUCCAAGCUUGCCGGUGACUUGCUCAAGAGCAACCCUACCAUUGUUGCUAUUGGAGAUAUCCACACCCUCCCUUACCAGGACGAGCUUGGCUUGUGAUUAUAGACUGCACGGCUGGAUUCGCUCAAAAUAUCAUCACCUUUGCCGGGAAUAUAAUGAUUGUCUAGACCUCAAUAAUCCCCGAGACUUUGUCCCUGUAAGGGGAAGCUAAGUCCUCGGUAGUUCAUUCUAGCUUGCCCCGUUCGCUCGUCGUGAAUAGUCGUGAUACAUCACUCACGC
Messenger RNA from Stereum hirsutum FP-91666 SS1, 1484 nucleotides. RefSeq names its product LuxS/MPP-like metallohydrolase. Gene Ontology annotation, molecular function: metal ion binding. Bases 21 to 1304 code for a protein of 427 amino acids. NCBI's taxonomy places the organism in Eukaryota, Fungi, Basidiomycota, Agaricomycetes, Russulales, Stereaceae. The record is from RefSeq and is a predicted model, not a curated record. The transcript has 4 exons. Gene Ontology annotation, cellular component: mitochondrion.